AUGAAGCCCAGACGGUCGGCAGCACCUCCGGGGGCGCCCGCAGCAGCCACUGUGUCCAGCUCCCCGCUCCCCCCGCGGGGCCCAGGCGAGCAGAGCGGCGCUUCUGGUGCCAACGGGACACCGUGUCCCGGAGGGUCCCCGCUUCCCAAGCGGAAUAGAAGGAAGGAAGGAAGCAUCAGGAGCACCUCGCCCCCCCACCCCCACCCCGGUGACAGGAGAGGCUGCGCCCCGGCUCCUGUGGGCGUGGAGGGAGGGACCCCCUGGCCCCGGGGCCACGCAGCAGCCCGGUCUCCCGGGCUCUGGGGGCAAAGGGCUCCUCACGCUGAGAGACAUCAGAGAUGCCCUGAGAGUGGAGCGCGCCCAGCUGGGGAGAGGCGAGAAGGGAGAGGAGGGGUCAGGGAGGACAGCAGCAGCGUGUCCCCGAGGCAGCGUGUCCCCCGAGGCAGCGAGUCCCCCAAGGCAGCGUGUCCCCCAGGGCAGUGUGUCCCCGAGGGCAGUGUGUCCCCCAAGGCUGCGUGUCCCCGAGGGCUGUGUCCCCGAGGCAGCGUGUCCCCCAAGGCAGUGUGUCCCCCGAGGGCAGUGUGUCCCCCAGGGCAGUGUGUCCCCCAAGGCAGCGUGUCCCCCAGGGCAGUGUGUCCCCGAGGCAGCGUGUCCCCAGGGCAGUGUGUCCCCGAGGCAGUGUGUCCCCCAAGGCAGUGUGUCCCCCAGGGCAGUGUGUCCCCGAGGCUGUGUGUCCCCCAAGGCAGUGUGUCCCCCAGGGCUGUGUGUCCCCGAGGCAGCGUGUCCCCCAGGCAGCGUGUCCCCCGAGGCUGUGUGUCCCCCAGGGCAGUGUGUCCCCCAAGGCAGCGUGUCCCCCAGGGCAGUGUGUCCCCCAGGCAGCGUGUCCCUGAGGAAGCGUGUCCCCCAGGGCAGUGUGUCCCCCAAGGCAGCGUGUCCCCCAGGGCAGUGUGUCCCCCAGGCAGCGUGUCCCUGAGGAAGCGUGUCCCCGAGGCAGCGUGUCCCCAGGGCAGUGUGUCCCCAGGGCAGUGUGUCCCCCAGGCAGUGUGUCCCCGAGGCAGUGUGCACCGGAGGGAGGGGUGUACUUGGAAGGGCCCAGGGGGCACUGAUUGGCCACACAGCUCUGUUUUAACCCAGACGCCCCCUAAAAGAAUGCUGUGUGCUUCCCACACACAUUUUUAAGUUAACAUCUAAAAUUAAAAGGAAUAAAUUCUGAUAAGUUGUACAUGACAUUUUCAAAUAAAGUGGUGACAGAUCUUUUAAAUGGACCCCUUGGGUUCUAAAUACCAUGAUGAUUUAAUACCCACAAUCAUCCAUUAAAAAUACUCAAGAUUUUUACCAAUUAGAAUUUUUUUUUUUUCACCAAUUAGAAUUUAAAUUGGUUUUCUUUUUGGAAAGAUUUUCAUUCCAUAGAAUGUACCUCAAUGGAGUAUCCUUUUUCCUUCACUCUUUUAUUGACCAGACUAUUUCAUCAAGGUUCUCAGAGUUGGAAUUCCUUCUGGAUUGAGCUCUUUCUGUUGUGAGCAGUAUGAUUGAAUCCAUAUAUAUCACAAAAUCUGAUAUGUGAUGACUGUAAAUAAAGGAUAAGUUUUCCUUGAAAUGCCUGUGUUAAUCGUGCCUUAAUUAAAUAAAUUGUCUAGUUGUCUCUUGGUGUCCUCAGAAUUAUCACACCUGACCUCCUGGUAUCACCCCUGACCUCAUGGGAUCACACCUCUCCUUCUGGUAAUCACACCUGUCCUCCAGCAACGUUCCUGGACAUGUAACCCAAACCAACCACAGCCCAGCGCCCACUCAGAUGCCUCCACAGGGAACGUGCGGGGCUCUGGCGGCAGCACCAGGAACGGCAUCUUCCCGCCUCGGUGUGAACGUGCCCUCAGGUCUGCCUCCGUCUUCGUGACUGUGAUCGAGCCGCUGCAGGGCACUGCCCGGCGAUGGGCCCGACUGGCUGGUAAGUCCCAGACGCGGGGCCUGCGACGCCUCCCGUGCUUCCGUGCACACAGGCUGCGGCCCCUCUCCGUGCGCCUCUCUCCUAAGGGACGCUGUCGAGAGGAAUGACCGGGAGGGGCUGGGUGUCCUGCUUCCAGGCACCGGCUGGAGAGACGCUGCCUUCGGAGGGACGUCUGAGCCCACCUGGGAGGUGUCCGCUAGGGCAGGGUGGCCUGUGCUGGUCCGCGAGGUCCGAGGGCCUGGCGACCGCUGCCCUAGGCCCAUGUUCUUACUGGUUUCUGCCUGACGACCUACCCGCCGUGGUCACACUGAAUCCACAGACCAACUGAGAACUGCCGUGCUAUCAGUGUCGACUUCCAAAA
Molecule: messenger RNA, 2306 nt
Organism: Myotis brandtii (Brandt's bat)
Lineage: Eukaryota; Metazoa; Chordata; Mammalia; Chiroptera; Vespertilionidae
Product: basic proline-rich protein-like
Exons: 3
Coding region: 1-1179 (392 amino acids)
Source: RefSeq, a predicted model, not a curated record